Molecule: messenger RNA, 1244 nt
Organism: Chinchilla lanigera (long-tailed chinchilla)
Lineage: Eukaryota; Metazoa; Chordata; Mammalia; Rodentia; Chinchillidae
Gene: Aimp2
Product: aminoacyl tRNA synthetase complex-interacting multifunctional protein 2
Exons: 4
Coding region: 143-1105 (320 amino acids)
Cellular component (GO): aminoacyl-tRNA synthetase multienzyme complex
Source: RefSeq, a predicted model, not a curated record
AGUGCAAGAACUGCGUAUUCUCGAACGCAGGCAGCUAGUGUCAGAAGGAAAGGUGGCCGCGGUCGGUGGUGGUUGUGGGUGGUUUCUGGGCGGUUUCUGAGCGUACGUGUCCCACCUUCGCCACCUUCCUUUGGUUCCCGCGAUGCCGAUGUACCAGGUAAAGCCCUAUCACGGGGGCGGCGCGCCGCUGCGUGUAGAGCUUCCUACCUGCAUGUACAGGCUCCCCAACGUGCACUGCAGGACCAGCAGCCCCGAGCCCGACGCGGGCCACGUGCAGGAAGCAUUAGACCCCUCUCUUCAAGCUCUUGAGUCUCGCCAAGAUGAUAUUUUAAAACGUUUAUACGAGUUGAAAGCUGCCGUUGAUGGUCUCUCCAAGAUGAUUCACACCCCUGAUGCAGAUGUGGAUGUAACCAACAUCAUCCAAGCGGAUGAGCCCACUCCUCUGAUGACCAGUGCGUUGGACUUGAAUUCAGUGCUUGGAAAGGAUUAUGGGGCACUGAAAGACAUUGUGAUCAACGCAAACCCGGCCUCGCCUCCCCUCUCCCUGCUCGUGCUGCACAGGCUGCUCUGUGAACGCUACAGGGUCCUGUCCACGGUCCACACGCAUUCAUCAGUCAAGCGUGUGCCCGAGAGCCUGCUCAAGUGCUUUGGGGAACAGACUAGGAAACAGGCCCGUCAUGAGUAUCAGCUGGGCUUUACCUUAAUCUGGAAGAACGUGCCCAAGACUCAGAUGAAGUUCAGUGUCCAGACGAUGUGCCCCAUCGAAGGAGAAGGGAACAUUGCACGUUUCUUGUUCUCUCUGUUUGGCCAGAAGCACAAUGCUGUGACCUUAACCCUCAUAGAUAGCUGGGUAGAUAUCGCUAUUUUUCAGCUAAAAGAGGGAAGUAAUAAAGAAAAAGCAGCUGUUUUCCGCUCCAUGAACUCUGCUCUGGGGAAGAGCCCAUGGCUGGUCGGGAACGAGCUCACCGUGGCGGAUGUGGUGCUCUGGUCUGUGCUCCAGCAGACCGGGGGCUGCGGCAUGGCAGCCCCUGCCAACGUGCAGCGAUGGCUGAGGUCAUGUGAAAACUUGGCCCCUUUCAACACUGCCCUCAAGCUACUAAAGUGAAUUUCAGUAAUUGGUUUUAAAGGGUUUGGUUUUAAGAAUGAUGCUGCCUCAUGCCUACUGUCAGUAAAGAGACUCAAAAACAGAAUCAGUCUUUUUAUUUAGGCCAGUUGUCAAGUAUCAAUAAAAUCAUCAUAUAAUU